UUAUAAAGACAGAGAGAAGGAAUGAGUGUAAUAGAAGAGAAAGAAAAAUGGGGUGGUGACAGAACGCCAGGAGGAAAGAGAAAAGAGAAUGAAAAAUGGUUUUGUGACAAAAGAAGGAAAAGGGAGGAUAUGAGAGAAAUAGAAGAGAAAAAUUAAGUGGGAGAGAGAGAAAGAUGGAUAGUGAUGGAAAGAUACAGAAGAGAAAAUGAAGAAAAGAUGAAAAAGGGCAGAAGAGAUAAAGUGAGACAAACCGGAGAGAGAGAGAGAGAGAGAGAGAGAGAGAGAGUGUUUGUGUGUGUGUGUCCUGGCAGUCUCCACUUUAACGUCACGCGCUGCGCCUCCCAAAACGAGCCACCUUCAGCGGAGCUGUUCACUCGCGCUCAGUCCGCGCGCGUACACACAUGCACGCACGCACGCUUGCACACACUCUGUCGCGCGACACACCAUCUCACACAGACACACACACACGCACUCGCGCGCACACACACACUUUCAUGCCAGGCACUGAGCUUUGUCUCCUCGUGCUCCACCAGAGAGUCGCGUGCUGGUCCUUGCGUCUCGCACGCACGCGUUUUGGAUGGAAGAGCGGCGCGUGAAGGAUUCAAUUCAAAGUGCCCGUGGCUCGUGACAACCUUCUAACCGUCUUCAGGAUUUUAACAGAUUUGAAAAGUAAACCUUUAUUUUAUAUUAUUUUAAAACGUGCCCGUGAAAAGAUUAGAGUUUACGGAAAGACCGAGGUUCUUAACUUGGACAGCUCCCGUGGUACUGCAGCUCAGUGUGUGUGAGAGUGUGUGAGUGUGUGUGAGUGUGUGUAUGCAAAACAGAGACAGUGUGUAUUGGACUAACGGUUUCCUGGGCUCGGUGUCAAGUCUUGGGCUCGGCUAUCACUCCGGGAACAUCCGGGAACAUGGCCAGCCUUCUACAGGGGGAGAAGCAGCUCUUUGACAAGUUCUGGAGAGGAACGUUUAAAGCCGUGGCCACGCCCAGACCCGAGAGCGUCAUCAUCGCGAGCAUCGCCGCGCGCAGAGAAGCCAACAGGUUGGAGACGUCAGUAUGCGUGCCAGUGAAACCCGUGGAGACCAAAUCCGAGAGAGAGGAACAGGAAGUGAAGGAGACAGAGAAGAAGAGGCACAGGAAACACCGAGGGCAUAAACGUCACAGCCGCCGUCGCUGCCACAGCGUGUCGCUCAACGCAGACUUUUCCCCUCGGUCAGCAGCCAAAACGAAAAAGAAGAAGAAAAAAUCGGUGAGGAAGAGGAGAAGAGAAAGGUGUCACUCCUCCAGUCCCUCCCCCCCACGCAAGAAAAAGAAGAAGAAGAAGAAGAAGAGCUCCAAGAAGAGCAAACAACACAGGGCUGCCUCCAAGAAGAGAAGAUACAGCUCCUCCUCCUCCACCAGACGCAGACGGAAGGAAGACAGAAAACAUAAAAAGAGCUGCCGUAGUCACUCUCAUCACAGACGCCGAUCACGGAGAGCAAACAGUUCUGACUGGAGAUCCUCCAGCACUGAGAGCAGAUGUGAAGAGGGCAGUAGAUCAGGCUUUCAGCCCUGCAGUGGUCAUGCUUCAGGAGAGCGUGGAGGGUUUGAAUGGUGUUCAGCGCUGAAACUGGCCACUAAAAUCCCCUCCAAGUGCACAGUGGUUCACUCGCGUCCUGGGCUGGAAACCUCGGUGGUCCAGGACUCGCCGUGUAUUCAGGGUAAAGGACGUGCCGAUUACGAUUCAGGAAACGACACGUCCUCUCCGCCGUCGUCUAAAACCGGUGUCUCGAGGGCGCAGGUCACGGCGGACCGACAGGAGAAACUGAAAUUUCUGGACAAUUUGUCCGAUUCAGGAAACUCUCUGAGCAGCUACGAGUCUCUGAGUAAAGCUGAACACGGAGAGAGACACAUUAACACCUCGGCUUUCAACAAGCUCAAAAGUGAAGAGUCCAGCAGCUGUGUCAGAUUCAUGAGCCAUCCUUCUGCUUCUGCUGUGAAAUCUCAGCAUCGCUCAGAAACCCGCUCUCGCAGCAGGAGCCGAUCUUCACGCAGUUCUCACCACUGGGGGCGUCACAUAUCCAGGAGCAGGUCUCCUUCCUCCAGCCGCAGGUCGUAUUCCCGUUCGUCCAGUUCCUCCUGUGACUCGAGGAGAGGGAGUGUGUGUAGCGUGAGCAGUCGACGGAGCGGGAAACACUGGAGAUACACACCGGACCGGAUCCGAGAGAGAAGGAGAAGCUCAAGCUCCUGUGAGAAGCCGUCAAAGUGCAGCAGGAAGCGCAGCAGGAGGAGAAUCUGUUCCCCCAUGAGGAAAAGGAGAAGAGACUCGCCGAGUCAUCUCGAGGCUCGGAGAAUCACCAGUGCGAGGAAGCGCCCGAUUCCUUACUACCGCCCGAGUCCUUCCUCUUCCUCGAGCCGCUCCAGCAGUCUGUCCUCCUGGAGUCUGUUCUCCCUCAACAGGAGCCCGAGCCACAGCCGCAGCAGGAGUCGCAGCCGCUCUUCAUACCGCAGUUACGGUCGCAGCACGUCGCUGAGCUCCAUCUACAGCGGCAGGAGCUAUGACUCGCUAGCCAGCUACAGCCGCGCUCGCCGCUAACUUGCAGACAAGAACCUGGACGUAUCAGGCAUAUACGCAAGCUAGCAAGCUAACAGAAAAAAAAACAAGCACAAAUCCAAACCCCUGACACACAUGCUAGCUCCUGUUAGCACAUUACUGUCUGACUAGCUAGCAGGAGCUAAGUUAAUCACAACGUUAUUUCCAACAAAGUAAUUCCAGCUAAAAUUACAGCUUGCUAAGAGCACAAUACUGAGACUAUAAAAAUGAAGACUAUAAAAAAGAAGAAUUUUUUAGAAUGAAUUGUUAUUUAGGAUUAAAACUCAGCUAAGCAGAGCAGGAGCUAGCUAGGGUUAGCGAGGUCAAUCUGAGGCAGGGCUAGAGGUGUUAGCAAGCUAACACUGUUACUGUCUGUUUUACUCAGAAAAUGUACAAAGUUGAAUAGAAUGAAGCUGUGAAUAUAUAUAUACGGGAUGCCAUGUGCUGAAAAAAUCACCUCAGAAAACACUGGAACAUUUCUGUAUUUUUUACAGAAGACGCUUGACUCGGCUAACAGGCUAAACAGGUGGGAUGCUAGGCGUCGCGUGUGGGACAUAACACCGUUCCUUUGUUGUUUAGCCUGCACUAAGGCGCUUUAAACCAACACACGCUGCAGUGUCACUUCAGCUUAGUAACCUCGAGUUAAGUACAAUUUCACGCCUGACGUGUAAAUCCCUUUCAUCCGACCUGCCCGUCACUGGCUCUUUUUCUUUUUUUUCUUCCCCUUUUAAAACCCGUCUCGAGUCAGAAUCGCUCGAGGACAGAGAUAUAUGGCCUCCAAAACAGAUUUUACAGCACGCCGGGAUUUCUCAACACACGCAUCACAUUCUCAACCCUUUGAAAAAUCGUGCCUCGUCGCCGUACACACGCUCCAUUGGCUCAAAUACCAGCCGUAUUUAUCUUCCACCCGAGUGCAAAACAAUUGAAACGCCGAGGGCCGUUACAGCCGCGCGGCCGCCAUAACGCCGAUCAUGACACACGAUCCGAACCUGACCGAAGCCCAUCUGUCUGAGCUUAAGCGCUUAUUCCAGUCUAGGAGAAAACAAAUUAAUUUAUACAUCUACACUCUUACAUAUGUAAAUACAGUCUCCUUUAUCACGCAGUGGACUGCCAUCCAUGUCCGUACAGAGUCUAAACAUUCUCAACAAACAUUAACCAGCUACGUUAGCUCGCUAAACGCUCCAAUAACGGAAUGUUUAUUAAAUCAAACUCGGCUAACCUACUUCAUAUGAUCUGCUGCUUGAAAAAGCAAAUGGAGUUUAAUUUGGAGUUAAAUCUUUUAACUUAGCUUGACUAAAUUAUAACUUAGCUAGCAGGAAAUACGACCCGGCUAACUAGCUGUAGCAAAACGAGGUUAAAGUGCAAGCUUAAUAUAAGCACAAAGAAGCAAUAACAAAUAAUUUAAACUAAAACUGGGGCUGGCACAGAUUAGAGCGGAAUUUGAACUAACAAACCAGAUUUGCUCAGAGAUUUACUCAGGCUGAAAUAGGUGUAGCUAAACGUAGCUCGGUAAAAUUAGAACUAAAAGUGGUUAGAAGUGGGUUAGCAAGCUGAAAACUUUAUUAAACUUGGAGCUUCUAGCACCUAAUUAGCUUGCUCAUGGUCAUUUAGCUCCAAAUGUAUUCAUGAAAUAUGUAUUUACAAAUAUUAAACUUUUGUAAAAAUGAUUUCUUAUUCUUAAAUACGAACAGAAGUAAACAAGCUAAAACAAAAGAGUAAUUUCGGCUAAAAUUACAGUUAGCUAAGCGUAAAGCUAACACAAGAAGAGUAACUAAAGUAAGCACAAUAUUAAAACUAUUAGAAAGAUGAUCUAAAUUCAACGAAUUGUUAAUUAUAAUUAAAACUCGGCUAAUCGGGAAGCAGAGCGUAAGAUUUCUAGGGCUGAGGUAAUCUCAAUUAAAAUCUGAGGCAGGGCUGGGGGUGUUAGCAAGCUACCAAGUGUGUGUUUUACUCAGAAAAUGUAAAAGUUCAACAGAACAAAACUGUGAACAGAUGCAGGAGGCCAUGUGGUGAAAAAAUCACCUCAGAAAACACAAAGUCUGGGACAUUUCUGUAUUCCAAAAAUCUUCAUGGCUAAAUUUCAUUAAAGAUUUCGCUUCUAGCAACGAAUUAGCUAAAACAAAAGUGUUUAGCUAAACGUAGGUCAGAGAUCAAGCUAAGACUAGAAACAUUUCAGUGAGAAAUUAAAGUGUGGUUGGUUAAAACUAGGACCUUGGAGUUGAAAACACAACACAAAAAAAUCUUGAAAUUAAAAAUAAAAUUAAAGUAAAGUUAGCUAAACCUAACUAGCAAGCUAGCAAGAAAAAAUGUAGUUUAUUCCAAAAACAAGAAUGAAGAUGAGGCUAAAUUUGAGCUAACAGUGAUGCUGAGCUCCAGCUUCUCCAGCUCUACGCUUCAGUCGCUAGCUAGAACUGAGACUGGCGCAAAAUUUACAAACCUAAUCAGUGGCUUAAGAAACAAUAAAACGGAAAUAUUUCACAAUUAAUGUGAAGAAAAAGUCUCGGGUUCGAACGUGUGCAUCUGUAGCAAUUCAUCACACGUGAAUCAUCUCGAUUCAUCACCAAGAGAAAAGCACUGGAAUAUUUUAGUACAAUAAUGCUGGAAUUAUUUAUUUAUUUAUUUAUUUGUACACUUUAGUUCUCACGUUCUUUUGCAUACUGGAUUCGUUAGUGUAUUUAUUAUUUAAUUAAAAUUUCAUAUCUAUUUUUUAUUUUCUCGUCAUGACACUAAAAGCAGCCAGGUGCUUGUUUGGAUAUUUGAUGUACUUAUUUAUUUUUUAUCAUUUAGUACAAAUUUUCUGUAUGUAGUGAAGGAAAUGUUUGUGCUUUUUUAAAUUAUUUCUAUUUAAUUUUUUUUUUUUAAUGAAUUUUCCAUCCUGUUUGUGAAUAAUGAUGACGUAGGUGAUGUGAUGGAGAAAUCUGUACUGCUACACAACGAGAAAUACACAAGGCUUGAGGAAGUAGAAAGUCGUUUUUUUUUCUUUAGGAUAGGAGAAAGAAAUUUGCAAAUAUUAUUUAAUUCUAAAAUGUAAUUAUUUCAUUAUAAAAGUCAACCCCAGUCUUUGGAGGACGGUCAUGAGUGAAAUGUUUUUUGUUUAAUUUUUAAUAUUUUGAACGAAUUUUCUUCUUUUUAAAAAAAUCUGACUGGUGAAAUGUCAACUUUCCUUUUUACAGAAAUUUAGCUGGAGAAUCUGUAAAUGUCAGAUGUACAUACGGAUCAAUGAGACUAAAGUAAGCAUGUGUGUAAUUUAUUAAAAAAGGAAGAGGGGUUGUAAAGAAAUCGCCGAUUCUGCCGGCCACUACGAAGCUACAGGAUAUUUAUGAUGUCAAACUGUAUGUAAUAUAUUACAGGAAAAACAAAACAAAACACUGGAAUUUUAUGAGAAAUGAAUAACGUUACACCAGCGUCGUCUGUGAAGCCUGAAGUUUCUCAAUCGCCAUUUCACGGAGAAACAAACAGGAAGUUCUCCGGUUCUUUAUCAGGCUUCGUGAAGGUCUGUGUAUAAUAUUGUACAGUGCACUGUUUUAUUCAUUGUCUAUUUAUUUCAAUGAGAACAUACGGAGAGACACGUGUCCCAAACGCUAGAGGUCCCGUCUUACGUAGCACUGACUUAGCGUCAGGCAGGGUACAAAAGAAUUUGAUUAGAUUUGAUUAGAGUUUGUUUCCCUCAGUUUUUAGAAAUAUUUGCUAAAGCUUUUCACUAUCUAGCAUUCCUACUAGCAUGUUGGCCAAUAUCAUUAUUAUUAAACAUCCCAAAUGCUAAAACCGUUAAUAAUGUUCUUAUGACAGUAUCAGCCUUUUUAAUAAACAUCCCAAACACUACAACUCUUCACUACCUAGCAUUCGUACUAGCAUGUUGCCCAUUAUCAUUAAACGUCCCAAAUGCUAGAACUCGACAAUAUCGUGCCCAUUUUAAUAAACGUCCCAAACACUACAACUCUUCACUAUCUAGCCCUCUUACUAGCAUGUUUUUUCAAUUUGAAAUAAACGUACCAAUUAUUUGAAACCUUCUCUUCUUCUUGUUCUUACCAGAGAGUUUAAUAAACAUCCCAAAUGCUAGAAUCCUUUACUAGCUAGUAUUCUUACUACGACCAGUUUAACGAUCAUCGUAAACGCUACAGUUUUUCUCUUCUUAACGUUCUCCUUAGAACGUCGGCCAUUUUAGCAACUGUCUAAAAUGCUAGUCAAUAUUUUGUUAUUACAACAACAUCAGCCAAUUUAUUCGGGACAUAAGUCCCAAAUGCUAGAACUAUUCUCUACUUGAUGGUCUAGCUAGUCAUUUUAAUAAUUAUCAUUUUUUAAACAAAAAAGGUAGCGAGCUUACUUCAUUAGCAAGCAUUCUUAACAAAGGAUUUUAUUGUGUUUUACUGCCUAGUAAUAAAGUCCCUAACUUUAGAACUUUCUCUACGUAGCAUUCCUGCUAAAAUAUUAGCCAUUUUUCUUAAACCUCCCGAAUUCUACAACUCUACAACUACCUAGCAUUCUUACUAACAUGUUGUCCAUGAUCCCUAACACUAGAACCCUUCUCUACCCACAAGAACAUCAGGCAUUUUAAUAAACGUCUCAAACAGUUAAAAUUCUUCAUCACCUAGUGUUGCCGCUAGAACGUCGCCCAUUUUAUUGACGAUCCCAUACGCUAAGCAGAAUCCGUUCUAACAAGUCUUCUUUUAUUUUCGUGCAUUAGUUAUGAUGUGGUGUUACUGUCAGUGGCUGAAGGAAUAGUGAAGUAGUUUGAAAUGCUAGCACUUUAGCUUCAGGAUCACCUCAUGAGUUGUUUGUGAGGAAAUUGCCAGAAAUAUUCUGCUAACACUGAUCAGUGAACACUUUGUUUGAUUCGAUGUUAAUGCUAUUUGUAUUUAAAGUGUCAAUUUAACUGUAUAACGGCUUUAAUUUAGAGACAGUACUUCUAAUGGAAAUGUUGAUAUCCCUGACAGUUUGGUCUCAUUUUUUCCCCACAUUGUCUGUAAAACAGACUUAACGAGCAUUGCGCUCAUGCUAGCCGCCGUAAAUAGCUAGUAAAGCGUAGUUCCUGGUUGCCUAGCAACAGUGGUCUAUACUUGUAUCAUGUUACCUCGUAUGCUUUAAACUUUAAAUUAUCCAGCAGAUAGUAAAUAAGCCACAUUAUUGUAAUGUCUUUAUUUCUUUCUCUCUUUUUUUUUUAUCUGCUGAAUUUUUAUUUUCUGAAAAAGACCGUCAGUUUGAGAAUGUAUUAUUGUUGUACCUUCUACCGUUUGGGAUACGUCCCGUCACUUCCGGUCAACUGUCAAUGUCUUAAAAAUAAUAAUAAUGAUAAUAACUGCCAAAUGACUUCAAAUUGCAUUCAGAAGUGUGGUUGAGAAUCAAACAACAAAUGUGUGUGUAUUGAAAGUGAGUCUCGGAAACCCUUUCCCUCUGUAUUAUAUGCAAAAUAUUGAGUGUGUGCGCGUGAGUGAGAGAGUGUGUGUGUGUGCGCGCGCGCGCGCGUGCGUGUGUGUCCUAGAAUACGAACGUGUUCCCCUUUCGCUAGGUCUAGUCUUCCUCUGUUGUCCGAGUCCAUGUAGAAAAUCUAAAAUAACUCAAUAAAGAGACUUGUUUAAAGCUCAUUAUACGUGUUGAUGGUCCUCAAUUGCUAUGUCGUGUCUCAGAGUCUUCAUAAGGCAUCUUGGACGGGAAUAAGCGGGAAGGUCGCGUUUCUUGGCGAUCAUUUCACUGUGUCAUCUUUACGUGUUUAGAACGUGUGUGUGUGUGUGUGUGUGUGUGUGAUGACAUCACCUCACAUACCGAUGACCCGAGCCCUGACACUGCCCUGAGCUGAGGUGAGUUAGGACCCUUUAAAUAGGCCAUGAGUCACUGAAGGAGGGAACAUGCAGCGUUCACAUGCACCCUAAUUUGCUGUGCAUUACUAGUUUUAAGUAAAUACGAGAAACUAAUCAACGACACUGUGGUGUGAUGAAGCGUCAACGUUUAUGAGCACUACAGCGUGGAUUAUUUCAGGACACAUUACCUAAGCAAA
Messenger RNA from Hemibagrus wyckioides, 8561 nucleotides. RefSeq names its product serine/arginine repetitive matrix 4 (gene srrm4). NCBI's taxonomy places the organism in Eukaryota, Metazoa, Chordata, Actinopteri, Siluriformes, Bagridae. Bases 908 to 2572 code for a protein of 554 amino acids. The transcript has 13 exons. Gene Ontology annotation, molecular function: mRNA binding. Gene Ontology annotation, cellular component: nucleus. The record is from RefSeq and is a predicted model, not a curated record. Gene Ontology annotation, biological process: regulation of RNA splicing; mRNA processing; neuron maturation.